GGUGCAGAAAUUGCACCCGGGGAAGCUUUCAAAACUGCCGCGGCCCCGGCGCGUUGAGCAGAGCCGAGGAGCUGCCAGAGGGGAGCGUGGUCCUGAAAGUGGCCGAGAAGGAGCAGCCCAGCCUGGCGGGCUGUGAUCUUGGACCUCUCGGGCCGGGCGGGGCAGGCUGGGCCAGGCGCAGGGGGGAAGCCCCGAGUCCGGCGGGGAGGUUGGAGCUGGCCAGAGCCCUGGUGCUGAACCCGCGGGCCGGGCGGAGCGGCAUGGCGCUCGGUCGCUGACAGCGGCACCGUCGGGGACUCGCUCUGCGCUGCCGGCAGACAUCAGAGAUGACCAAGACAUAUGCCAAACCCAAAGAGAUGUCAGAGCUUGUCAGCUCCCAGUCAUGGAUGGAUGAAGCCCUGAGCUCCCAAGAUGAAAUGAAGGAAGAAGACAGCAGACAAGCCCCCUAUGGAAUGAUGGCUGGCUUGAACGAAGAACAUGACAGCAUCGAGGAGGAGGAAGAGGAGGAGGAUGGAGAAAAGCCUAAGAGAAGAGGACCAAAGAAGAAGAAAAUGACCAAGGCACGGCUGGAGCGGUUCAGGGCCCGGCGGGUCAAGGCUAAUGCCAGGGAGCGCACUCGGAUGCAUGGUCUGAAUGAUGCUCUGGAUAAUCUGAGGCGGGUGAUGCCUUGUUACUCCAAGACUCAGAAGCUGUCCAAGAUUGAGACUCUGAGGCUUGCAAGGAAUUACAUAUGGGCUCUGUCUGAGGUGCUGGAGACUGGGCAGACCCCAGAAGGGAAGGGUUUUGUGGAGAUGCUUUGCAAAGGUUUGUCACAGCCAACCAGUAACCUAGUUGCUGGCUGUCUACAGCUGGGGCCUCAGUCCCUCUUCCUUGAGAAGCAUGAAGAGAAGUCCCCAGUGUGUGACUCUGCCAUACCCAGCCAUACCUUCAACUACCAAUCCCCAGGACUGCCGAGCCCCCCCUAUGGGAACAUGGAAACCCACCUCUUACAUCUAAAGCCUCCUACCUUCAAAAGUUUGGUGGAUCCUUCCUUUGGGAGCCACCACCCAGACUGCACCACUCCACCAUAUGAAGGGCCCCUGACGCCUCCCUUGAGCAUCAGUGGGAACUUCUCCUUGAAGCAGGAUGGGUCUCCAGACCUGGACAAGUCCUACACCUUCAUGGCCCACUACCCUUCGGUGAGCCUGGCCGGAGCUCAUGGACACACGUCUCAUUUCCAAAGCACAGUGCCCCGCUACGAGCUCCCCAUAGACAUGAGCUACGAGUCCUACCCGCACCAUGUGGUUGGGCCCCAGCUCAACGCCAUAUUUAAUGAAUAAUGAGAAAGUUGAGAGGUAGACAUGAACAUAUGAGAAUCAAGAGAAAUACAGCCAGGCGGUGUAGAUGUUUCUGGAGUGAACACGACUGGGACGAGGAUAUCACUGCUCCAAAGCUGUAUGAAAGAUCUUUGGACUGGUCUCAUUGAGACACCUCUAUGAAAAUCUCUGCUAGCCCUUUUCACACUGUCUUGACAAUUGUUUAGUUGUGCUAUUUUGCUGGUUUUCACGUUUGUCCCCAGAAACUCCGUGACUGUCUCCUUCUUCGUUUAUUGACAGUCAAGCACACACUGGGAUGAUCACUUUGGCUCAAUGUUUCAUAACUGCCUCCGAAAGGAGCUUGAAUCAAGAAUCAAGAAAGAGAGAUAAACAGACAGCUAGACUAGAACCAGAAAAAGAUACUGCAGAAAUCUCCAUCCCUGCCAGGGGCGAAGAAGGAUCAGUGCAGUAGCCACUGGACAAAUCUUCUCUUUGUCUGUUGCCAGUCAAAUAGGGCUCCCUUUAGCUCCUUCUUUGGGGUGUCUUGGCAUCAAAACCCUGCCUUUGCACCCAGACUUCAUCCUGAGGAAUCCCACCAACACAAUUUAGAUGCAAGACACUCCCAGAGUGUGGAUACUCAGCCACAUGAUAAAUAACCACUGUUCUGAGGGCAGCAUGCAGGGUUUUUUAGUUCUGAAUGAUGAGCACAACAUGGACUAUGCUCCUGGGAAAGGCAGUUCAGCUUUUCCCUAGUGGUCUCUCAAGUCCAGCUGUGGCUAUAUUGGCUGGGGAAGGUGGCGAUUAUCUGAACCAGUUACAGACAACACUAAAAUAAAUGUGCAAAAAGACAUAUGUGGUGACGGGUUCUCCCAGCCAGCUCUUCAAUGCAUUUGAUAUCCUCCCAGCUCCCAAACAUUCCCUGUACUCCUAGCAGGAACAAAAUUAUUAUUCCCUCCUGAAACGUCUAUCUCAAUGGAGAAAACAAGCUUGAAAUCCUGGACACUUUGUCUUCACUGUCCCCUUCUCAAUCAGGCACUAGAAGAUCCGCCCAGGUUCAAAGCUUCAAGGAAAUCAAAUCGCCUCCUACAUCUACUGCUGUCGUGAGGCUGCUGAUCUCCCCUCCCCAGUGAAAUCCGGUCCCGCAGGACUUUUUGUGUUGAUCAAAACCAGCAUGAGAUUAUCAGAGCAUGAAACCCUUUUUAAGGUCAUGUCUGAGACCAUGUGCAGAAACAUGUGGUGCAGUUACAUGUAACCUGCGGAGAAACAGAAGACUCCAAACCGUAAGACUCUUUACCUUGCAGAAGCACAAAUAUCUGUCACUUAAAACUUGGACAUAAUCAUUAAAAAAGAGUUUUAAACUAAACCACAGACACAUGGCCAGAGCAAAUGUGUCACUAUGGUUUGUAUUAUAUUUAUCAUACCCUGUGUUUCGAAAACAGAUCCUGCCAAAAUAAGUGUGUCUUAAGUUCCUGUCUUAUUUAUUAUUUAACUGGGUCUAAUUUAUUUUCUUUCCAUUUUACAGAAAAUGUGGAAUGUGCUAAAUAACCUGCUUGUUUCCCAAUCAACUUUAAAGUGUCUAGUUGGAGUUUUAGCUUUGUGGGGAAAUGCAUGUAGGUUUUUGCAGUGCUGUUGCUCCAUGAUUAUUUAUUAGACAUUAUUUAUUUAAUUUAUUCUCCCUCUGCUGCUUCUGUGCCCAUCUUCUGGUUAUUAAACCAAGUAUUUAACCAAGGAAUUGCAUAUUUAAUGUUGCCCUUUUUCGUUUCUUCAAAGAUCUUUGUAGGACCUUGCCCAUCAGUUCCUGAUUCUGUCCCUAAACACUUCUAUACGAGCAAUAACUUUUAAAGGCUAUGCAAUGCAAUUAUUUUUCUUUUCUUUUCUUUUCUUUUCAAGAAAAGCCAGGCAACUAUUUUUGGAAUCCCACUCUACAGCUGUUGGCCUAGAGAGCCCUUUAUGGGGAAGCCUCACUAUUUUGCAGAGGAAAUUUGUAUAGAGUUUGGAAUUUUGUAAUGUCUCGAACUCCAAAGGAACCUGUUUGUACAGCCCCUCGGAUUAUUAUUGGUUCAUUUUGUUUUGUACUAAGAGCAAACAUUCUAUCCUUUUGUAAAGAAAGCAAAAUCGGCUUGGUGGCUCAAAUAAAGCUGUGGCUCUUGUUUUAAA
Messenger RNA from Chrysemys picta bellii (western painted turtle), 3452 nucleotides. RefSeq names its product neuronal differentiation 4 (gene NEUROD4). Gene Ontology annotation, molecular function: protein dimerization activity; DNA-binding transcription factor activity, RNA polymerase II-specific; E-box binding. Gene Ontology annotation, cellular component: nucleus. Gene Ontology annotation, biological process: positive regulation of transcription by RNA polymerase II; axon development; nervous system development. The record is from RefSeq and is a predicted model, not a curated record. Lineage: Eukaryota; Metazoa; Chordata; Testudines; Emydidae.